AUGGGGAGUGGUGAUCCCUAUGGGCGGCAACUUGACGGGAUGGGUGCGGGCAUAUCGAGUCUCAGUAAGAUAUGUCUCGUAGAACCCUACGGGAGGAGAGUGGCUUUGCCCGAGAGAGCCACUCGAUUUCGAACAGGCUUUGGUGGUAUUGAUGCAGCUCGUAAAAGUGCGCAGGCUGUACAGGCUGCAGAGGCUCUGGAAGAGGCAGGAUUGGCCGGACAUGAGCCAAAGUUGGACAUUGAUUACACAUUCGUCGGCUUGGGCAUUGAAGACAAUGAAGUCGACGUCGCAGGCAACUGUGGAAACAUGAGCAGUGCAAUUGGCCCUUAUGCUUAUAACGCCGGUCUUCUCCCAUCAAGAACAUACGCCCAGGGAGACGGAGUGGUCACAGUGAAGAUACGGAAUACCAACACUGGGAAACUGCUCGACUCUACCUUCGAAGUCAUUGGAGGACAAGCUGCCGUCGCGGGUGACUACAGCAUUGACGGCGUUACCGGAAAAGGCUCAAAGAUCAGAUUGGAUUUCAAACGUCCAUACGGCAGCAAAACUGGCAGAGUGCUACCUACUGGCAGGAGAGUGGACAACAUCGGGGGCUACAGAGUAUCGUGCAUAGAUGGCGCGAACCCAGCGAUCUUCGUCCGAGCAGACGAUGUCGGAGUGGAUGGUACCAUCCUACCCGACGACUUCAACAAUUUUCAGGAAAAGCUUGCUUUGCUCGAAAGCAUUCGCAAAGCCGCUGCCGUUGUCAUGGGUAUUGCAUCUACAGAGGAUGACGUCCCUCGUACCGUUCCCAAGAUCGGCAUCGUAUCACAAUCAUCUGCGCACCCCGUCCUCUCAGGGAAGACUCUCAAGGCAUCACAGAUGGACAUUGUCGUACGUUUUCUCUCAGAUACACAGCCUCAUCGAGCCAUUCCUUUGACUGCUGCACUGACGACAGCCGUCGCGGCGCGCAUCCCCGGAACAGUUGUCGAACAGAUGCUUGCUCCGGAGCCUUUAAUGGAGGGCGCCAUCACCAUAGGUCACGCAAGUGGUCGACUGCAGGUCAACGCCACAAUGGAUCCGAGGAACAAGCUCAUCCCCGCCAGUGGUACGGUAUAUAGAACCGCAAAGAGGCUGCUCGAAGGGAAUAUAUUCUGGGUCGACAAAUUCGGGGAGACGGAACCUAGGGAAGACACUACUGAAACCAAUACCACCUAUGGUAGUAACGGCCGACACUCUCUCGGGUUAGCUUUCGUUCUGGAGAACCGCGGUAAAGAUUCAUCCCACCUCUUCGAAGAAGACGUCGCACGUGCAAAGCAACAAGAAUCGGACAUGGACCAAAUCAUAAGCCAACAACCGACUCUAGAGCAGAUUGAAGAAAACGAGCAGAAAGAGGAGCCCGAGGUCCCAAUCCUAGUUUACAGACCCCUCCCCGACCCGCACAGGAAGCGUCGCGAUCUGCGGGAAAUACCCAAAGAAGAAGACGCUCUCACACUCGCCAUCCAAGGUCUACACUCCGAACUCACCGGACUGCUGCACGAUGAAAAGAUCAUGGACACCACGGAACAGAACUCCAACCUUCUCGAAGCUGUCCUCAGGGCACACCGUGACAUACAAAUCAACUCCCUGAUCCAAAGGCGUUCAGCCGAGAAGGCUAGCGAGAAGGCGAAGAAAUCUAUAGUUCAGAAAAGUAGAACUCGUGCACAGAAGGUUACAGCGGGCGGGAAGUUGAGAUGGGAGCAUGUGGAAAGGGCAAUCUCCGCCCGCGUCACGGAGAAGGCAAGAAAGAGGGUGGAGGGUUGGGGGAGAACGGAGAGGACGGAUACCGAUGAUAUGGAUGAACAUAUAGGGGAGAGUGUGGAAAGGAAGAUGGCGCUCCAAGGUGAUGGCGGUGGACAGCAGAAGACGGAGAGAUCGGUGAGAGAUGACAUGGAGAAAUGGAUGAGUAGCCAAGAAGAGGAAGACAGAGGUGAUGGCGGUGAGCAGCAGAAGACGGAGAGAUCGGUGAAAGAAGACAUGGAGGAAUGGAUGAGGAAAAAACAAGACGAAGAGCAGAAAAGGGCGUCUAGAGAAGACAUGGAGAUAUGGAAGAGGAACGCCCAAGAAAAGAAGGAGAGGAUGGAGAAGAGGGAGAGAGAGAUGGUGAGAGAUGACAUGGAGGGAUGGGAGAGGAGCCAAGAAGAAGAGGAGGAGGAAGAGAGAAGGAUAAGGAGAGAAGCCUUGGACGAAAUCCCGAGCAACCGCGAAAAAGGGGACACUUCGAUGUUUAGUAAGGACCCGGAAUUUGAUGCUUUAGCGGAGAGAGAGCCGGGGAAGAGGGCUCCUAGAGAUGUAGGACCGAAGAUUAGCGUUUACCCCGUUAAGACGGCGAAAAUGAAGGCAAAGCGGAUGAAAGCUUUAUACCGUAAGCCGAGGUCGUGGAAUUCGAGAUGA
Alternaria hordeiaustralica is the source of this 2412-nucleotide messenger RNA. RefSeq lists its product as uncharacterized. The coding region runs from base 1 to 2412 and encodes 803 amino acids. The record is from RefSeq and is a predicted model, not a curated record. The transcript has a single exon. Lineage: Eukaryota; Fungi; Ascomycota; Dothideomycetes; Pleosporales; Pleosporaceae.